Molecule: messenger RNA, 2227 nt
Organism: Caenorhabditis elegans
Lineage: Eukaryota; Metazoa; Nematoda; Chromadorea; Rhabditida; Rhabditidae
Gene: Y67H2A.7
Product: Peptidase M3A/M3B catalytic domain-containing protein
Exons: 8
Coding region: 732-2135 (467 amino acids)
Biological process (GO): proteolysis
Cellular component (GO): mitochondrion
Molecular function (GO): metallopeptidase activity; metalloendopeptidase activity
Source: RefSeq, marked reviewed
ACAGCACUAAAUGCUUCGAAGUGUGAUAUUACGGCAUAGUCGAACGAUAAGCCGGAAUAGCUGGGUGGCUAGAGCAUUUCGAAGCGAGAAGGUCGACAAAGAAACGGUUUUUUUUUUCAAGAAAAUGGAUUUUUUUAAAUUUAAAACUUCAGGGAUUAUUUGGAAAUAAAAACUUGAAAACCGCAGAAAGUUUCAAUGAAUUACCGGCGGCAGUUAAAAAAUCAACUGAUGCUCUUAUUCAGGAGCUUCUAACCCCAUCGCAGAAUCCCAGAACUUCUAUUCAAAUUGUCGAUGAUAUUUCGAAUGAGAUUUGCAAAUCGGCGGAUCUUGCUGAAUGUGUUCGUCAACUGCACAGUGAGCCCGAGUUCAGAAAUGCGGCCGAAGAUGUUUCCAGAAAUUUCUGUGAGCUCGUUGAAAGCCUGAACACAAAUACAGCACUAUAUCAGAAGCUUAAAUCAUCAGAAAUCACUGAAUCUUCAAGACUGGAUGAUGUUGAUAAACGAACUCUCACCCUGUUGCUUGAUGAUUUUGAACAAAGUGGAGUACAUUUGAAAGAUAAUCAAAAAGAGCAAUUUGUGCAACUUUCCUCGGAGAUUUUCGACGCUGGCGCUAGAUUUCAACAGAAUUGUGAUCGGAUUGUGUCUGUUGGAAAAUUCGAUCAAGCAAAAUACGGACUUCCAUCACAAAUCUACACGCCAGUCUCCAACUCACUUGAUAGAUCAAAACGAAAAAUGGUGUACAACACGUUUUAUAGACAUGAUGACAUUCAAGAAUCAUAUCUUCAACAUUUAAUAUCAUCCAGGCAUCAACUUUCACAGCUCACAGGAUUCGAAUCAUUUGCUCAUCGAGCUCAACGAAAUUCUCUUCUCGAGAAUUAUGAUACAGUUCGAAGUUUUUUAUGGGGAGUUGUGGAGAAAUGUCGUGGAGCAUUCGAAAAAGAGCUGGCAGUGUUGAUUGAUGUUUCAGCUCAAUGCAGUCAACAGGAUAAUAAUAAUGGAAAUAAUGAAAUUUCGACGAUUGCUGAACAUGAUUUGGGAUUCCUUAUGCACUUGUAUAGGGAAAGCGCCUACGAUAUUGCACAAGUUUCACAGCAAUCAUCUCCAUUUUUUACUUUUAAUUCCAUUUGGAAUGGAUUUUCCACGUUGACACAAAGAUUAUAUGGUGUUCGAUUGAUUGAGGAACCAUUGAUUAGUGGAGAAAUGUGGAAUUCUUCAGGAGUCAUGAAAUUGCAAGCAGUCGACGAGCAGAACAACGAGCUCGGUGUGAUCUACGUGGAUGUUUCAAUUCGACCGGAAAAAGCUGUCGGAGACUGUCAUUAUACUGUUCGUUGCUCCAAACAGCUUUCUGAUGGCACGUGGCAAAUGCCAAUUUUGGUACUUUCUCUCGGAUUGGUGGAUGGUCAUAGCAGCCAAUGGAGAAAUUCUAGGGUGAGCUUCCACUCUGCAGAAACCAUGUUCCACGAGCUCGGACACGCAAUGCACAGUAUUCUCGGCAGGACCAAGUACCAACACGUAGCUGGAACAAGAUGCCCUCAGGACUUUUCGGAGAUUCCAUCGAAUCUUAUGGAGUACUUCUUCAGUGACUUGGGAGUCAUGACAGAUAUUAUCAGAAGAACUGAUCGACCUGAAGAGCAACUUUCGAUUGAAUCAGCUGCAACUCUACUAGCUUCCAGACACUCGUUCACAGCUAUCGAGACAGUUCAGCAGGCUGCAUAUGGGCUUUACGAUUUGGAAGUUCACGGUCCGAUUGCUGCACCACAGAUUGCUUCGGGAAGAAUGACAACUACAGAACUAUUCCAUGAUAUUAUGAACAAAACAAUGCCACACAUUCAAAGAUCCCCGGAUUCGGCAUUCCAGCAUCGGUUCCAUCACACUGUUCAAUAUGGUGCAAAGUACUACUCAUAUCUUGUGGCCCGUGCUUCUGCUUGUCUCAUCUGGCAACAGAGAUUCCUGAAUGACCCAUUCUCACGGAAAUGGGGAGAUUGUUGGGCCGAAGUUCAAUCACAUGGAGGUGGACAUCAUCCUGCUGUUCUAUUGGAGAAGAUUCUUGGCUUCAGGCCAACGGAAAAUGAUUUAACGCAGGCACUCUCGAAGGAAUCUCAACAUUUGGCGAAUCUCGAUGCGGUUACUGUAUAAAUGGGUUCAAGACGCAUAUAUAAAUGAGUCUUAGAUGUCUUAAGUUAGAUGUUAACUGUGAAUAUUAUAGCAUAUGCUUUUUUUCAACCUUU